This is a messenger RNA of Beauveria bassiana ARSEF 2860, 2196 nucleotides long. Its product is annotated as DEAD/DEAH box helicase. The record is from RefSeq and is a predicted model, not a curated record. Gene Ontology annotation, molecular function: nucleic acid binding; RNA helicase activity; ATP binding. Gene Ontology annotation, cellular component: 90S preribosome. NCBI's taxonomy places the organism in Eukaryota, Fungi, Ascomycota, Sordariomycetes, Hypocreales, Cordycipitaceae. Gene Ontology annotation, biological process: maturation of SSU-rRNA. The coding region runs from base 1 to 2196 and encodes 731 amino acids. The transcript has a single exon.
AUGGACAUUCUCAAGGUACUAUCUCGCGGGACCAAGCGCACGGCCAAGAGCGCAGGGCACGCUGGCGGCGCGUCGGCCAAGCUGCCUUCAUCGACCGGUGUCGCGGCCACCAACCCGCAGCUGUACCACGACGAGGUACGCGGGCAGAAGCGUAAGCGAUCCAAGACGGAGAAGCAGCCUAUUGAAGGCUCCGCGGCGGAGGAACUGCCCGAGGUCGACUUUUUCGCCCCCCAACCCGAACAAGCCUCCGCGAAACCCCAAACACACGACUCCAAGAGCAAGGCCGGCGAGCAGACGUCGACACCCGUACUUGCGCCGGCGAAGCGAAUCAGCGAAGAAGACUGCCGGCAGAUUCUGAGGUCACACCGUCUCAAAGUAACACUUUUGUCGAAGCAGGAAGAGGAGCCCAAGAAAGUCAAGAAGAGCAAGAAAAAGAAGGCGGCGGCGGCGGAAGAGGAAUCCAAAAAGGACGAGAAGAAAAAAGCACAAUUGUACCCACAGCCACUGGAGACUUUUGGCCAGCUUCGCAGUACCUAUGGAAUCUCGCGGCGCAUUUCCGAGAAUUUGGUUGCGCAAAGCUAUCGCGUGCCGACAGAGGUGCAAUUGGGCAGUCUGCCACUGCUGUUGGAACCUAAGCAGGCGCUCGGAGGUUGCGAUGCCGAGGGCCUGGAGAGUGGCGUGGACUUUUUGGCAGUGGCGCCGACUGGAAGCGGCAAGACAAUCAGCUUCUUGAUCCCGGCCAUUCACCAGAUGAUGCGACGAAGAGGCAUGGACCCAAACGACCCCGAGGCGACUACGACACAACACGAGCUCGAGGCGGUCAUUGUGGUACCCACAAGAGAGUUGGCCCAUCAGAUUGUGAAUGAGGGGCUGAAGCUGCUGCAAGGAACCGGCAUCAAGAUUAUGGCCAUGAAGAAGCAGAUGAAUCUUGACACUGAGGAGCAGGAGUUGGCAGAGGACAGCGAAAGCGACAAAGAGGACAAGGAAGAGAGCAACGAAGACGAAGACGACGACGACGACGAAGACGAAGAGGACAACAGACCGAAGCGCAUAAAUAAAGCUACAGCGGCGAAGCCUGAUAUCUUGGUCACCACGCCGCAGCUGUUGUUGAAUUUCCUCACAUCCGGACCUGCGACGACUCAUCGCAUACUACCCGAUGUCAGGGAUCUCAUUCUUGACGAGGCUGACGUUUUGUUGGAUGCGCUCUUUUACGAGCAGACGAUGGGUGUCUGGUCCGCGUGCACCAACACAGACUUGCGCGUUUCGUUUUGGUCGGCAACGAUGGGAUCCAACAUCGAGGCCAUCAUGACAGAUAAGCUACAAUCGAGAGCCAAAGGUCUGGGAGUACGUCGCAAGCCGUUUGUUCGUCUGGUUGUUGGCUUAAAGGACACUGCAGUACCCAACAUUGUCCACAAACUCACAUACACUGCUAGUGAGCAAGGGAAACUGCUUGCUCUUCGCCAGCUUUUACAUCCUACGACGGCAGACGAUUCCGUUCCAUUACGACCCCCCUUUAUCGUAUUUACGCAAACGAUUGACAGAGCGGCAGCUCUUCACGAAGAGCUCAAGUAUGACAUUCCGCUGGAAGCUGGCGGCUCGACCCGAAUCGCUGCCCUGCACAGCGGCCUGCCCGAGUCUGCGCGCGCCUCCAUUAUGCGCAAGUUUCGCGCCGGCGAGAUUUGGGUCCUCAUCACGACCGACGUUCUCGCGCGGGGCGUCGACUUUGCCGGCGUCAACGGCGUCGUCAACUACGACGUGCCCGGCUCCAGCGCCGCGUACGUGCACCGCGCGGGCCGCACGGGGCGUGCAGGCCGCGAGGGCGGCAUCGCCGUCACGUUUUACACCAAGGAGGACAUUCCGUUUGUCAAGACGGUGGCCAAUGUCAUUGCGGCGAGCGAGCGGCAGUCGGGCAAGCUGGGCGAGGACGGCAUACAAAAGUGGCUGCUGGAUGCGCUGCCCAAGGUCAACAAGGCGGACCGCAAGAAGUUGCGCGAGCGCGGCGUAGAGUCGCGGCGCAGCGGCGCGGCGCAGGCUAGGAUUACGUCGACGAGUGGUUAUGAGCGGCGCAGGGAGAAUAACAGGCGCGGAGCGAUUGAAGGCAGUAAGAGGCGAAAGACGACGACGACGACGACGACGACGCAGCGCGACGACGACGGCGGCGGUGCGGAUGGCGAGUGGAAAGGCAUUGACGACUAG